Messenger RNA from Coffea eugenioides, 1097 nucleotides. RefSeq lists its product as uncharacterized. The coding region runs from base 151 to 870 and encodes 239 amino acids. The transcript is spliced from 4 exons. The record is from RefSeq and is a predicted model, not a curated record. NCBI's taxonomy places the organism in Eukaryota, Viridiplantae, Streptophyta, Magnoliopsida, Gentianales, Rubiaceae.
ACCCCUCCACCCUACUUCACAGUCCACCAGCAAGCACACUCACACAACACAGUGUGAUACUGCACCUGCACAAACACACACUUCUCCGGCUACUUUUUUUUAACAGACCAUUUUCUUGAUUCACAAAGACAAGAAUAUAGUAAGAGCUAAAUGGGAGCUCCAUCCAUGAUGGGCUUUUUCUUCAGUCUUGUUUUUGUGAUUCUACAUUUCCAAAUUGCUCAACAGGCAACAGUUGUAGUUGAUGGUGUCUCAGAAUGGAGAAAUCCUACUGUUCAAAUUGGAGACUCUGUCAUUUUUCAGCACAAGUAUCACUACAACCUCUACAUUUUCCAGAAUCAUGAAGCCUUCAGUCUCUGCAACUUCAAGCAAGCCACUCUUCUCACCAAAUCCAAUUCCACUUCUUACACAUGGCACCCUUCAAGAAAAGGUUUCUUCUACUUCUCAUUCAACAAUGGCUCUAACAAAGCAUGUCAAGAAGGCCAAAAAUUUGCUGUUCAGGUCACUUUGUCAGCCCCGCCUGUAAAUCAGGCCUCAUCACCACCUGAUCUGUCCCCAAUGGCGGCGCCACCCCGAAGUUCUGGUGGCGUCGUGGCGUCUUCUCCAGCAUUUCCUUGGCCUUUUAGGCCUAGAGAUGUCACUUCACCUAGUCCUGCACCAAGUGAAAUGUUUCCUGCCACCAGCCCCAUGGUGCCUGAUAAAAGUGGAAUUCCGUUUAUCAAUAGCAAUCCUGCUGUACCUCUACCGACUGGCGAAGUCGAUACUGCUACAAUUCGGCCUUUCCCCGUUUCUGGAAGCUACGAAAGAAAGGUGGUUAGGGUACUAGCAGUUCCAAGAGCUUUGUGCUGUAUCAUUUUACUGAUGCUGCUAUGAAAUUAAGAAAGGCACUGAGUGAGAGAAUGAUGGUGAGAAUGUAAAUUCAAAAGGGAAAAAAUGAGUUGGGCUUAAAUGCAGUGGGAACUGUAGCUUUAAAUUUAAAGUAGCUUUAAGGGCGAUAAUCAUACCAUGUAAUAUUGCUAUCUUUUGACCCUACUUUAGAAUCAUUAGCACUUUGUUCUUUAAUCUUUAGCUUUGGCCACCAAUCCAUUGCUUCAUUGUCA